Maniola jurtina (meadow brown) is the source of this 2270-nucleotide messenger RNA. It is a transcript of the gene Hexo1, whose product is annotated as chitooligosaccharidolytic beta-N-acetylglucosaminidase. NCBI's taxonomy places the organism in Eukaryota, Metazoa, Arthropoda, Insecta, Lepidoptera, Nymphalidae. Gene Ontology annotation, biological process: carbohydrate metabolic process; ganglioside catabolic process; glycosaminoglycan metabolic process. Gene Ontology annotation, cellular component: membrane. Bases 215 to 2005 code for a protein of 596 amino acids. The transcript has 16 exons. The record is from RefSeq and is a predicted model, not a curated record. Gene Ontology annotation, molecular function: beta-N-acetylhexosaminidase activity.
AAAAAAAUAUAAUUCAUGAAAAUAAAAUAUGAGACAUUUUGCAUUGAUUUGUCGAAAAAAAAAAAUCUUGUCUGCAAAACUUGUUUUCAAACAUGCAUAUCUAGGUAACGAUAUUAGGCGGGAAAUUAUAUUUGUUUAGUCCUCCAACUUCUCCCAUCACAGUGUCGACAUUCGCGAGACGGUGUGGACGCUUGGAAUUCAAGAGGUUCACAAGAUGUGGCGCCAUAAUCUAUUUUAUUAUGUUCUACACUUCUUGUUUGUAUUGCAAUGUGUGAGCACAGCCGAAGACCAGCCCGCGUGGCACUGGUCCUGCGAAGAUGGCAAAUGCGUCAAAUCCAAGCAUAACCCACUCAGCUCCGAGCCAGCACUUUCCCUCGAGGCCUGCAAAAUGUUCUGCAAUGAAUAUGGUCUACUGUGGCCAGCGCCAACAGGUGUAACAGAUUUGGGAAGAUUCCUGUCCAAAGUAAACAUUAACAACAUAGAAGUUCUAAAUCUUAAGCGAGGCAAAGCAGACGAUUUGGUGCAAGCUGCUGCCCAGAGAUUCAAAAGCUUGGUUGGUUUAGCGAUUCCAACAGGUCUGGUACCUAAAGCAUCUGGCAAAUCCGUCUACGUAUAUCUAGUCAACGAAGACCCUAAUGUUAAAGAAUUCUCCCCGACCGGCGUGGAUGAGAGCUACGGUCUCAGAGUAUCACCGGAGAGUAACGACAGAAUCAACGCUACUAUCUUCGCGAACAACUUCUUUGGCAUCCGAAAUGGUCUGGAGACGCUGUCGCAGCUCUUCGUGUUCGAUGAUAUCAAGAACCACUUACUGAUCACCAGAGAUGUGAUGAUCGACGACAAACCGGUGUACCCUUACAGAGGAAUCCUCCUGGACACCGCUAGAAACUACUAUUCCAUCAAUUCUAUUAUGGCAACGAUUGAUGCCAUGGCCUCAGUGAAGCUGAACACCUUCCACUGGCACAUCACGGACAGCCAGAGCUUCCCCUUCCAGUCUUCAAAGAGGCCCAACCUGACCAAAUACGGCGCUUACAAUCCUACCAAAAUCUACACAAAGGAAAACAUCCGUGACGUGGUGAAGUUCGCUCUAGAGAGGGGCAUCAGAGUGUUGCCAGAGUUCGAUGCGCCUGCGCAUGUGGGCGAAGGCUGGCAGGACACUGGACUAACCGUGUGCUUUAACGCUCAGCCAUGGCAGUCGUACUGCGUGGAGCCUCCGUGCGGUCAGCUUAACCCCGUGAGGGACGAGCUAUACGACUAUUUGGAGGACAUCUACUCAGAUAUGGCAGAGGUGUUCCCAACGGACAUAUUCCACAUGGGAGGAGAUGAGGUCAGCGAGAAGUGCUGGAACACCUCGUCUGAAAUCCAGCAGUUCAUGAAGCAGAACCGCUGGCAGCUGGACCAGCCCGGUUUCCUGGACCUGUGGAACUACUUCCAGACUAAAGCGCAGGCUCGAGUGUACAAGGCCUUCGGGAAAAAACUGCCUCUGAUUAUGUGGACCAGCACUCUCACCAACUAUGUGCACGCGGAUAAAUACCUCAACAAAGAUGACUAUAUCAUUCAGGUGUGGACGACGGGAGAAGACCCUCAGGUCAAGGGUUUGCUGGAGAAGGGCUACCGGCUCAUCAUGUCAAACUACGACGCUCUCUAUUUCGACUGCGGGUUCGGUGCUUGGGUCGGCAGUGGAAACAACUGGUGCUCGCCCUACAUCGGCUGGCAGAAGGUUUACGAAAAUAGCCCCAAAGUGAUGGCGCAGGAAUAUUACGAACAGAUCAUGGGUGGUGAAGCAGCCUUAUGGUCGGAACAAUCGGACUCAUCAGUACUGGACGGUCGGUUGUGGCCGCGCGCCGCCGCGCUCGCUGAGCGGCUGUGGGGCGAGCCGUCCACUGGCUGGCAGGACGCUGAGAGGCGCAUGCUUCACAUCAGGGAGCGUCUAGUUCGUAUGGGCAUCAAGGCUGAAUCAAUCGAGCCCGAAUGGUGCUACCAGAACGAGGGGAACUGCUACGCCUAACUCUCCAACUCUCAAACCUUCAGUGCCUUCUCACCAUUCUAGCCUUUAUUCGCAGUGCCAUUUAUUGUGCUUAGUAUGAGAGUUUACAUCUCGUUGAUAGAUUUCGAGCUUCAGUGUAAAAUAGACCUUAUCGUCAUUUUAACAUCUGUUAAAAAAGCGUCCAAAUACAACAAAUGUAUUCCCAAGUAUCUGUUCACACAAUAGAUUUGUUCUAUUUGGACGCUUUUUAACGGGUGUUAAAAAUGCUCUCGUGUAAAUAAGGCCU